CAUAAAUCCCCUCUGACAACUUACCACUACUUUUCGCCAAACGUAACCCCUAAAUGAUAUAAAAUACGACAGCAACUUUUGUGAAUAAUUCUACAGUUUUAGAAUUAACUAAAAUGCUUUGUCGUUUAGUAACUUAAGCGUAACCGAUUUAAAUUAUUUUUAUUGUACAUAAACAGUUUCUCGGUUGUGAUUGAAAUGGGUUCCCUGCCAACACUUAACUUUAUUCUUAUCCACUUAGCUGUACUGUGGUCUUUGUCCAUAUUUUGCACAAAUGCCGAAAAGGAACCUCUAGAAGAACUAGCCAUUCCCUCUGCUAAGGGGGAAGUGGUACUGUCCACCGAAAAUGCUUCAUCAUCGGAGGGCCUUGGUUUUAUUCACGCAUUUGCGGCCGCAAUUUCUGUAAUAAUCGUGUCGGAAAUAGGCGACAAGACCUUUUUUAUUGCGGCGAUCAUGGCGAUGCGACAUCCACGGCUGACAGUAUUUACAGGUGCCAUAUCAGCUCUAAUUCUCAUGACGAUUUUAUCAGCGCUAUUUGGAUGGCUCGCGAACAUUAUUCCUAGGUCGUAUACAUUUUAUGUAAGCACAGCAUUAUUUGCAAUUUUCGGCUUGAAGAUGCUUAAAGAGGGGUACCACAUGUCCGAAAGUGAGGCUCAGGAAGAACUGGAAGAAGUUCAAUCGAAUUUACGUAAAAAAGACGAAGAGUAUGAAAAAGAGACUAUGCUACCGGAUCCAGAAGCAGGAGGUAGUACUAAAAGAAAAAUGGGGGCAUUAUCGACAGUGUCUAGGAUUUUAUUACAGUCAUUUACAUUGACUUUUUUAGCGGAAUGGGGCGACCGAUCUCAACUUACUACCAUCAUUUUGGGGGCUAGAGAGGAUGUGACUGGGGUUAUAAUGGGUGGCAUAUUGGGGCACAGCAUCUGUACAGGUUUAGCAGUAUUAGGCGGUAGAAUGAUUGCUCAGCGAAUUUCAGUUCGAACAGUUACACUUAUUGGUGGAGUUGUCUUUUUAUUGUUUGCAUUCUCGGCACUAUUUUUUGAUCCAAAUGAAGCGUAGUGAACAACAAUUGAUAUAGAAUUUUAAGUUUUAAGGGUGUUGCGCGAUUAUUUAUUGUAUUCAUGUGUAGCAGAACAUUCAACUGAAGGUCUUUAUGAUUUGUACAAUUUUUUUAAAUAUUGCUGUGUACAUAACUAUUUUAUUGAUGGCAAAAUAGUAGUAUAUUACUGUAUAUGCCCUGUGAUAAAUUUAUGUAUAUUGGAUGUAUUUUAUUUAUAAAA
Molecule: messenger RNA, 1274 nt
Organism: Photinus pyralis (common eastern firefly)
Lineage: Eukaryota; Metazoa; Arthropoda; Insecta; Coleoptera; Lampyridae
Product: transmembrane protein 165
Exons: 6
Coding region: 196-1053 (285 amino acids)
Biological process (GO): Golgi calcium ion homeostasis; Golgi calcium ion transport; calcium ion transmembrane transport
Cellular component (GO): Golgi apparatus
Molecular function (GO): calcium ion transmembrane transporter activity; manganese ion transmembrane transporter activity
Source: RefSeq, a predicted model, not a curated record